ACAGAUCCAGACUAACUGCAAGCAAUGCCGAGCGAAGUUCGUUAUCACAGGUCAGCCGAGAAUAUCGACGAUGCGGAACGUGCCACUGUAAAACCGCUCAGCGUGAGCUACCAUCGAUUUUCCGUGUUGGAACGCGUGCUUUUGAUCGCCGUCUCCGUGUUCAUAGUUCUAGCAAUCGUGUUUGGAAUCCUUUAUGCUUCGAGUGAAACAUCUAAGAACAAUGAAAAUGAACCUGGUAUAAAAUCGACAUUUUUAUAUUCAGUAAAGGCAUACCAUACCCAAUUUGUUUAGUAGUAAAGUGAAAGCGUGCAGUGAUAAACAGUAAAAAAACACGCUGUGAGAACAUUUGUUGUGAUAAUGUUUUUAUUAGUAGAACUCACUAAAACCUUUAAAAUUAAUUUAUGUCACUCACCUAAAUGUCCUAUUGAGGUUAGAAAGCACAAAAGCAAACUGUGUUUAAGUCUUUCCUCGGAUUUUAUAUGGAAUGCACCUUGGUUUACUUUUAGUGACCAGACAUGAUGGUGUUUUCAGUAAACACAAAGGGCGUCAUCCAUAAAAUCUUCCUGGCGGACACCAUGCAGUAGUCUUCGGACUGGCAGAACCCCCAUAUUGUUUAAUGCUUAUGGAUGUACAGUGGUAAAAAUUUCAUAAACUAAUUCGUACAAUUGGUGUUGAUAAGGGGAGUGUUCAUUUUUGACUGCUUUGGGACAGGGAAAUAAAAAAUGAAUUUUUGUCAAUCAGUCAACCAUUUUACCAUGCCAAAACAAAAAGAUAUGCGGGGAAACACAUGAUGUAGACGUGGUCAGCGCGCUGUUCCUUACCAAGGAAAUAUGAUUAUUCCCACCCCAACGUGCACCUCAGUUCCCUGAGACUAUGAGACCAAAAUAAGACGGAAAUUUAAUUUGGCACAGUCAUUAUUAGGGCCUUCUAACGAUAAUUUAUUCUUUUCAGGUUCAACAGAAAAAAAUAAUGAGACAGAUAGAAAUAACGAGACAGACAACUGCGCCAAGGUCAAGCCUAACCAAGUUCAAAGUGCACAAGCAAAGUGUAAGUAUCAAUCUAAUAAGCUUUAUUUCAACAGGAUAACAUUAUCAGUAAUUGUACUGUUCUCCAUAGUGGUCCUGAAAUCUAAGCUAAAAUAUUAUUGAAUACAAGUUAUAUGAUAUAAGUUAUAUUACACGAAUUACCAUAUAUUGGUACAUGUUAAAAUUUAUUUCGAUUAAAAUUCGAAAUUACCUAUUUUAAAAAGUUAUUAAGUUCUGAGAUGGUUUGAUAUUUAGAGGUUUAGCGUUCCAAGCGGAAAUUGCUGAGUACUCAAAGGUUCUUUAAUUGAUUGGUUCUAGGUUUAGGUAGUACAACGUCUUCCUUAUUCCUAGUGUUGUAACUAUGCCUCUGCUUAGCCUCCUUCGCAGGCCUCUCUAUGGGUUUUAGCCUGCGAAUGGGUUUUGAAAAAAAAAUUUUUCUCACCACCCGAUUCCUCAGUGAGAUGCCUGCGGAGGAGGCUAGCCUCUGCUAAUGUUUCCUCAGGUCUAAAUUGAUUCCGUCGAUAUCGCAAUGCAUAUGUUUAUACAUUAUGAUUGCAUUGUGGUUUUGUCUUCUUUAAUUAACUGAGAGACGUCUAGCCAAGCUGGCUGACGGUCACAUUAGAUGAUGUGUCGGAACUUGCUCCCAGAAUAAGCCUCGCCGCCCUAUUUUGCAGUUUCUGCAAAUGUGUUGCUGACGAGGUACUACAGCUGUCCUACACUACCCCACAGUAAUCAAAAACAGGGACUAUGGUGGAAUUAUAAACAAGGGUAGCGGACGACGUCGAAAGGUAUGGCAUGAUACGUUGGAGGCUUUUCGUUGAAGGCUACCCCUGCGGACCCCCGUAUUUAUUUUUAGUUUUCCCAGCAUCUUUACAUUCUUUUUCAACUGACCCAUCGUGGUACAUUUACCUCUUCCAAGAAAUUGUGUGAAGAAAUCUAACGAUUUUCAAACUUUUUCCGUUCUCUCCAGCAAUCCUAGACAGCCUCGAUUGGAGUGUAGAUCCAUGUAAUGACUUCUACAAUUUCUCAUGCAAUAAAUGGUUAUCUGAACACGACAUUCCCCCUAGUAAGUUUUGGAUCAAUCAGUUUGACUUAGUGUCGGAAGAUAAUUUUGCAUUUCUCAGACAGAAACUACAAGACAAGGACACCAUAAAGAAAUACGAAAAUGUAAGUUGGAAUAAUUAACAAGUUACUACAGGAGGAAACUUAAGCUAAGCUAUCAGGAUAGCUCUAUCAUUUCCCCCAAUUCUAUUUUCUAUACUUAUAUUUUUCACUUAAUCCCUAGGAAAAUAGUUUUGUUUUCCCGAGAGUUUCAAUGUUUUCCGAAACGAAGUCGAGUGGAACAUUGGGAUUAGGAAACAAAACAAACUAUUUCUCGAGGGAACAUACAUAAGUGUUUUGUUAAUAUACAGUAUAGCGAAUUCUAUUCACGAAACAAUUAUAUCUCAUGAAUAAAACUCUGUAAUGUAACCGCUGACCGCAAACGGCAAACUUCAAAUCGUACUUUGAGGUCAAGCUAGUGCUAGCUGUUCCGGCCAAGUUAGUAUAGGUAAUCAUGCGAUGGCGAGUACAAUUAGGGUUUAAUAGUACGAGUGAUGUUUGGAAAUUUUGCCAAAAUUGGACGAGCCGCCGGGGCGAGUCCAAUUUGGCAAAUUUCCAAACAUCACGAGUACUAUUAAUCCCUAAUUGUACGAGCAACAUCGCAUGAUUACUUGUUUAUAAUUAGCAUGACAAAAUUGGAUACUUCUCUGUCAAGAUCAUAUUCUCUCGCCAAAGCCCAGUCCUGCCAGACAUUCAACCAAGAUUUGGUACUUUUGUUCGUAUUUUCAUUUAGUUCUUUUGUUAAAGCACAAUUUGGUGCUUUUGUUCGUAUUUUCAUCUAGUUCCUCAAGGGCAAUUUCAUUUCACAAAUGUGUUCAAAAUACCUUUCCGCCAUUUUGUUUGUUUUGGGAAAAUCAUUAAUUGUACUGCAGUACAAUUAAUGAAAUAAUUGUAUUGCUCUCAACCAAUCAGCAUCGAGUAAUUUUGUCAUGCUAAUAAUAAGGAGAGUAAUUUGCGCAUUAAAAUUGAAGCAUGAAUUUAGCUAUACUUAGGUGUCGAAAACUUGUAGAACUUACCUCCAAUGUCGAUUUGAAUGCGGUCUGCCGUAAGAGUCAAUCUUAAGAUGUCUACUGUACUCUUUUUGUAAACUGGAAAAAGUUCUUCGUAAACUUUUCAGUCUAUUUUCAGCAUUUAUGUACGUAUCCAUUCGGAGAGGGCAACGACUUUUUAUUUUGCUUGCGAUGUUACUCUGAGUGUAUAUCCACUCCGGGCAGGCUUGAAAAAUAUGCCUGGCCACGGUGGAAAUCGAACCUACGACCUUUGGAACACUAGCCCAUUAUUUUUCAAGCUUGCCCGGUAUGGAUAUACACUCAGAGUAACAUCGCAAGCAUCAUAUUCACCUGAGUACAUUACACCAACACAAGAAAAAAGACUUUUCAUUUGUUUUCGCGCGGGAUAGAUUGCAUUUAUCUAAAUCGACGUGACCGCAAAUCAGCUGAUCACGUUUAGUUUCAGCACCAGCUGUACAGCAAAACUUAAAUACCAUUCCUCCUUCUUUUAGAUAGAAGCGGUUUCGAAAGCGCUCAACGACUACACUGCCUGUAUGAAUUACGUUAACGUAAAGGAAAGCGAAAAGGCUGAACAAGCCCGCAAGUUUAUCUCGGAUUAUGGGGGAUGGAAUAUAAGCGGCUCGGGAUGGUCCAGCGGAACCUGGAAGCUUUUGCCAAAUCUCGUUAAAAUUCACCGAAAUCUUAAGAUUUUCCCGCUAUUUUUUAUCUCCGUAGCUGAGGAUAUCAAGAACUCGACUAGACAUCAAAUUGCGGUGGGUCUUUUUAAUUGUAAUCAAUUUUUAAUUGUAAUUUCACUUCACUUUCCAUAUAGGCCGAAUGACUGAAGUUCUUGCUCCAUACAUAGAUGUAGAGCUCGCCAGUAUUAUUCGGAUCUUGGUCAAUGUUAUCUUCCGAAUUCAUAAUCUGAGGAGGACAACAUCGACCAUUAUUCAUUCUGCGACAUUAAUAAAUAAAACAAACAAACAUUGAAGUCAUUACAAAAAAAAACAGCUCAGCAGAAACGUUUCCUACGUCUUUGUAAUUUGACCCAAAAUACCGCUGGAAUAUCGGUUUGCCGUUUGAGGUAUUCGUGAAAACACGCCAGUCUUACCCAUGACCACCUGCAUCUAGUUUCCCUUCAAUAUACACCAAAGGAGUUCCCAGGGGUCUCUAGGAAACAAGACGUAUUUUGCAAUGGGAUUACAGGAACAAAGGUGAAAAGUCAUAUGGAACCAGGGACAUGAAAGCUGUGGGAACAAAGGAACACGGUGAAAUUUUUAAUUUGUGAGAAACAAGGGAACAAAAGAAAAAUUUCCAAGUAAACACGGAAACACAGACCGCCAUCCUCCCCCCUCUCCGGAGUCCCUCAUUCCGGGCUAAAUUAGUAAACCGAAAUGUUCAUUUGUUAGAGCUUAUUAGAUGGUAUAAAAUGUUUUUCCUAGAUGAUACAAAGAUUUUCCUAUUUGCUUAAGCGAGAGAUGUACUUAGGAAACGAUGCUUUUUCUAAAAAGGUAAUUAUUAAAUUAAAAACGAUCCUAAUAUCUUUCUUGGGCCUUUAACGUUCUCUUAAUCUCGAAAUUCUACCAGUAAAUAAAAAACUUUGCCGACUAUAUCUUGAAAUACUUUAGCAGUUUUCUUCAUUAACGUUCAAUACACGUCAACCAGUGGCGUAGCCAGCUCGUAAGCCUGGUUCACACGAUGAAAUAAGCAUAAGCACAAGCAGCGGAACCUUUGAUGUGCAUAAACAUAAGAAGAACAAAUGUUGCGUUCUUCUUAUGCUUACGUUUAUUCACAUCAAAGGUUCCGCUGCUUGUGCUUAUGCCUAUUUCAUCGUGUGAACCAGGCUGUAGCAGUCCCGCUAUGCAAAUAUUACCAUGUUUAUAAACUAUCAACACAAUCAAUUUCUAAAGAAAUGGGUAAUGAUAAUGAUACUGAAUUGAAAUUUGCGUAGCGGGACCAAAUCGUCGGGCUGGCUACGCCACUUAUGUCGGCAUGUACAUUCUAGCUCAUCUUAGCUGUUAACUUGUGGCCGCAAUUUCUGAUCGUGAAUAGACAACAAGGCCGAGUUGUCUAUGAGCAAAUAAGGAAGGCGAAGCCUGAGUUGACUAUUCACCAUUGACAACAAGUACGAGCUGUAUAUAUAUAUAUAUAUAUAUAUAUAUAUAUAUAUAUAUAUAUAUAUAUAUAUAUAUAUAUAUAUAUAUAUAUAUAUAUAUAUAUAUAUAUAUAUAUAUAUAUAUAUAUAUUAUAAUAUUAUUAUAUAUUAUAUAUAUUAUUAUUAUAUUAUUAUUAUUAUAUAUAUCAUAUUAUAUAUAUAUAUAUAUAUAUAUAUAUAUAUAUAUAUAUAUAUAUAUAUAUAUAUAUAUAUAUAUAUAUAUAUAUAUAUAUAUAUAUAUAAGGAAUGGGAAAAAGUAGGCGCAUGCGUUAUGGGAGAAUCUUAAGGAAUCAUUAUAUCAUAUUUCCUUAACAAUUUUUCCAGAUCUGUGUGGAGCACUGCCAACAUUGGAGCCCUUUCCAAAUAGUUUCCACUGCGCAUCGAAAUGGCGCGUUUUGCGUCGGGAUAAAUUCCAGUUGACUGGAAGAAUUAAAAUGUACAUAUCAAAGACAAAGUUUUUAACUCUUCAAUCAUUAUUUAUGUUUAACUUAGGGAAGCCUCACAUGUCGAUUUUGUCGACGAGAAACGUUAUAUGUUCGUUUCUCUGCAGACCCACCCCCCACCCCCCUUAAAAACGUCACACAUUGUUAUCGAUAUUUUGUUUUUUAAUAUAGUACACAUAAGGUAAUUUUUUACUAUUGAAUUUGACUGGACUUCGAGACAGUUGAAUUUAAAUUACUUUAAGGAGUCUUAUCCCAGGCGCACAGGAUCCGAUGGUAGUCGUUCGACUAUGGUUUAAGCCAGUUUUCCACUUUAAUCGUAUCGUACCGAAACGUAGCGUAUUUCAUUGUUUUUUCUUUCUUUAUAAAUGUAUAGAACAGGUAUGGUAUUACGAAUAUAUAGACUGAUGUUUGUAUCAAGUUGUGUUCUUUUUUAUAUUCUGCAAAGAUGAUUCCGAAAUGUUAAAGGGGCCGUCGUUUUUAGUCGAAAAGCCACCUUAAGUAUUGUUUACAUUUUUUGUUAUUGUCGCUACUUGACAUGCGCACCACGGCAUGCAUGCGUCUUCCGGUGUGCGGAAGUACUCAUACUCACGGAUACUGCAUGUAAGAUACAGCCAGUUACAGCCAAACGAAUCUCCGUGGAGUCCCCUAAAAAAUUACUGUAGGGCCCCUUUAAGGCUCUCGAAAAAACUAUCGAAUGUUUCCAUCCGCAACCCCCCACCCCCAAACGAACAUAUGACGUUUCUCCUGAACAAAAUCGAUAUGUGAGGCUUCCCUUAAUAGCUGCUAGCAUAUUUUGUCUCCUGUGUAAAGCGAAAUUACGAAAAGUACACUUACGGGAAUAUAUUUUGUAAUUUAAAGCGAAUCAUCCGUGCAGAAACUAAUUGUUCUUGGAGCAACUUUUUGCAUAUUCAAAUAAUUGAACAUUUGAUUACUUUGACAUAUUCUUAUUCUUUCAUGGAAAUUCCAAAUUAGCUUAUUAGCCGUCUCUGCGACUGCAAGUAUCUCUAUAAGUUGUAGCCUGAUUCCCUAGAAAUACCUGCGGAGGUGGUCAGGAGGUAAUGAAGGUAAUUGAAUGAAGGUAAUUUUUCCCAUGCGUAUGCUGUUUUCAUACAGAUGCGAAAAGCUUACCAAGACCUCAUGUUAACAGCAAUGACAACCUUAGCAAACACAAGCACAAAUGACUCGGUUGUUGCAAGACAAGUUAAGGAGAUAUUUGAGUUCGAGAAACUCUUGGCUGAGGUAAGAAUUAGCCUUCUACAUUAUCUAGUCAUAACACCGUGGGUUUUCUCCAUGUAUUCUGUUAAGUUGGCCCCUCCAGUGACCUAUGUUGGCCUUCACAGUGAUAGUAAAAGCCGACCAAACGCAUGAUAACUUGCCAAAUUUGGAUCACCUUUUUUUUGAUUUCAGAACAAUUGAGAUAAACGGUUCUAAAAAUGAAAGAAUUUUACUGGGCGGACUUGAUCGAUUGGGCAAUCGAAGGCCGGUCGGGGCCCAGGAAUUUCGGGGGGUCGGAAUUGCUGGAACAAAGCCAGAUUCAAAUUAAAUUCUUUAGCACUAAAAAAUUUAUCUAGCUUCUGAGCAUUCCUAGAACACGAUUGGUCCCUUCAGUGUGCAAGCUAGACAAGGCUGAGAUCCUCACUAAUGCAGACAAGUGGCGUAAAUCACGGGGGGGGGACACCCCCUAAUGUUUGAAAAAGACAAUAUUGUGGUCAAAUUUACAUGGGCGUACCGGAAGGAAAAAAUUAGGGGGGCGGAAAGAAAUUUGCCCGACUUUUCGGGAUUGUGUCCGACUAGUACCUAAAAAUUUUUUCCGGAAAAAUAAUUUCGGCGACCCUAGGCCCAUAGGAUCAGGUCUACUGCGAAAAGCAUCGUGGCAUAUGCCUAAGGAUAGGAAUGUGCCUUCGACGCUACCACUGUGGACCUUCAUAAAUUAUUCAAUUUUUCCCAUGAGUUCUAAAGAACUGAGAGCUGUAACGAAGAACGAGACAGUGUAACAUAGGUCGCUCCAAUAAUUCCACGGAGAAUAUUUUUGUUGUAGAGUUAGACUGAACGAUUAUCUAUAUUAGCAGAUUACCUGAUCUUGGUGAUAGAAGCAGUAUUGUGUUUCCAAACGCCAGUUUUUAUUUAUGACGGACGUUUGUGAUGUUAUUAUUAGCCCCAAUUUCUUAAAAAAAAGUUAUUUUAUAAACUAAAUUUACAUACAAUACUAUAUCUUUACACACUCGUAUAUGGGACCGUGGCCCUAAAAGCUGUCAGUCGCGCCAGCUUAUACCUAUAAGGAGAGUAUAGUAUUGACUGUUAGAGCUAUCAAUAAUAAAUUGCAGUAAUAAAUUUACGUGGUGUUUCCACAAACAAAACUAUUAUAUUUUAUCGCCAUGCAAACAUACAAAGAACUUAGUUUAGUUUAGCUUUUUCAUAACAUUAAUUUUGAUUUCUGUUACCCUAGGUUUCGAUACCAACAAGUCAAGCACUAAAAAAAGAAGCACUUUAUAAUCCAAUUACAAUAGAGGAACUGCAAAACGCCACAGGAAAUACGGUAAGACAAGUUCUUCUAGGCAUUUUUGGUUGGGCUUGAUAUGAUAUUGAUGGCCUUGAUAUGAUUACUUAACACUUAUUCGUGGUUCAGUUCUUGUUGCCACCAUCCCCUCGCGGCCAAGGCCAGGGAUAUGUGUUUUUUUUCUUUCCAAACUGUCAAUUCCCCACCACCCGGCAAAUAAAGAAAACCAUACAAUUCUUAACCCCGGGGACAAUUAACAUUCACAAACUAUACUGCAUUACAUUCACAAUUGUCGACCUUUUACUGACGGCAUUCACUGAGCGAUCGAACGUAUUUACUUAGGCUAUAUUAAAGGCUAUGCAUGAUAUAAUGUGACACGAAGCAUUUUUUCUUCCACCUUGGAACGCAAACUUUAAUCUACAGGCAUGUUUUAAUUCAUGCAAUGUCAUUUUGUUUUCGUAGUUCAAUUGGUUAGAUUACUUUCAAGGACUGUUUCGUGACACUGGUGUGGCAAUCACCAUGGAAACGCGAGUGAACGUCAAUCAGCUUGACUAUAUAAAGAACUUGACCCAAAUAUUGGGGACAACUGAUGACGUGUAGGUAUCCGCCAGGUUCGUAUAGGUAGAUCAGGGAUCUUUAACUUUACUUCUCCUACUGACGUAAAUAGCACGACUAACAUACACGAUGUAUGAAAAAAUAGGCAAUUGAAAAAUGUGCGAUAAACUAAAAAUACGGCAGGGUUUGUUAAAAAUGUGUAGUUUAUGGUCUUUUAAACACAAAAACUAAUCAUAGGACGCUUUCCAUUUAUAACGGCCAGCCUGAUUAGACCAGGAUUUAUGUAUCUUUAUAUCCAGAUGAUCUUGAUACGCGGAAAAGUACUGGCACUAGUUGUCAAAUAGAAAUCCAUUUUAUGAUUAAAACAACUGAAUAUCUCCUGUAAUAUACUUUCUUUCGAUUCCAUAUUUUUGUCAGAGCUAGAGUUCUCAUAACCAAACAUAAUUACAAAAUUUCAACUAGUUUCAUAAAGAAUAACGAAAGAUAUAAUUGACUGAAUACAUCAAAAUGGAUUUCUAUUCGGACAACCCUUUCUGAGCGCUGAUUGGCUAAAAUACGAACACAAGAUCACCUGGAUAGAGUGUAUCAAAAAGAAGUAGGCAAUUGUAAAACAGUCGCUAAACUAAAAAAUCCCCCAAAUGUAUGUGAAUAUGGGUAUGUUAUGGUGUUCUGAUUUCCCUAACACAGAAACUAAACCGAAAAUUUUACUUUUGAGUUCAGGAAGGCUGUUUUUAGAAAGCAUACUAAAAGUGGCUUUGCGCACAAAAAUGAAAGGUUUAAAACACAAUUGGAAUUCAUAGGGUGCAAGGUUGGAAAGCCCGUCCUUUAUGAACUAUCAAAGUACAAGACAAUUUGAUGUGUAUACAAUAAGUCCUUCGAGCUAGCAUCUCUAAAACUUGGACACUUUUCCCGUAUUAGCUUCUCGUGCAUAUUUUUCUUUAAACUUUUGUGAAGAGCAUGUGACAAAUCAGUCAUGAAUGAAAUCAGUUGUGCGUUGAUAAAAAAUAUGCGUGAAGGGCUAGACUUUCCAAAGUCCUUUCCAGGCCCUUCUAUGGCGCGCUUCACUUCCACUAGCGACUUCGUCGCUCGGGUCGCGCGCUCCCUCCCCCGCGCCCUCCCCAUGUGGUCGACUUGUGGCAAGUCUAGUGAAGGGCUAAUACGCUACGAAAGUGCAAAUUUUAGAGGUUGAGCGGUGGACUUAAUGCACAUCAUGUCUGGUACUUUGAUAUUUCAUAAAUUAGAUAAGAAUUAUGUUUUAAACCUUUCAUUUUUGUGUGCAACCUAUACUUUUAAUAUAGUUUUAAAAGCAGCUUUUCUGAACUCAAAAGUCGAUUUCCAUAAAUAGAAAGUUUAAAAUGCAAAUUGAAUUCCUUGGGUGCAAAUCUGGAAAGUGUUGUAUGAACUAUCAAAGUACAAGACAAUUUGCUGCACAUUAAGUUCGCUGUCCUCCAACAUCUAAAAAAGUAUAUUUUUUCUUAGGCACUGUAUUUUUUUGCACUGUAUUUUUUAUGGACUGAGAGCUUUUUCGAUACUGUAUUUCCUUUUUUGGAACUGUUUUCCCUUUCUUUGGCACUGUAUUUCCUUUUUUGACACUGUAUUUCCUCUUUUUCCACUGUAUUUCCUAUUUUAACACUCCAUAUCCUUUUCUGGCACUUUCUUUGAUAGUGUAUUUCCUUUUCUGACACUGUAUUUUCGGGCACUGUACGUUUUUUCUGGAACUGUUUUCCAUUUUUUGGCUCUGUAUUUCCUUUCUUUAGCACUGUUGUCUCUUUUUUGUCACUCUUCUUUGGAACUGUGUUUCCUUGUUUGGCACUGUAUUUGUUUGGGGGGAUGUAUUUCCUUUUUGGCACUGAAUGUGGAAAGUGUUGUAUGAACUAUCAAAGUACAAUAUACACUUAAUGUCUGCACCCGAGGGAAAUAGUUAGUUUUGUUUUCCCGAGAAUCUCAAUGUUUCCCGAGACGAAGUCGAGGGAAACAUUGAGAUUCGAGGGAAAACAAAACUAACUAUUUCCCGAGGGAAAAGACGUUAAGUGUUUUGUUAUAUAGCGACGAAACAAAUAUCGACAUUGAACAACAUUCAUACAACAAUAUUUGUAUUUCAUGACAAAAACUCUAUAGCGUAAAUGAGUUUAAAAUUUUAAAAACCUACUUAAAUGGUUUCAGCAGCAUAUCCUGUUGCCUGUUAUGUAUUUUUCUUCUCUUUUACAUUCUUUAUUUUAACACAAAGCCACGAAAACAGUAGUUUAAAUAGUAUAAAUUUGUGCCGCCAUUUUGUUUAUUUAUGUACGUAGCCGGUCGGGGCGGGCAACAAUUUUUCACUUGUUGCCCGGGCGGGAUACAUUGCAUUUAUCUAAAGCCACGUGACUACAAAUCAGCCAAUCACAUUUGGUGUUCACACUAGCUAUAUAACAAGACAAUUUGAUGUAUACAUUAAGUUCGCUCUCCUCCAACAUCUAAAAGUAUAUUCCUUUUUUGGCACUGUAUUUCCUUUUUUGGAACUGUUGUCCCUUUUUUGAAACUGUAUUUCCUUUUUUGAUACUGUAUUUCUUUCUUUGUCAAUGUAUUUCCUUUUUCAGUACUGUAUUUCCUUUUUUGGUACUGUAUUUCCUUUUUUGGCACUGUAUUUCCUUUUUUGGAACUGUUAAUUUCCCCUUUUUUGACACUGUAUUUCCUUUUUUGAUACUGUAUUUCUUUCUUUGGCAAUGUAUUUCCUUUUUUGGUACUGUAUUUCCUUUUUUGGUACUGUAUUUCCCUUUUUGGCACUGUAUUUCCUUUUCGGCACUCUUAGCCAAUGAGAAUCGACCACGUAUUGGUGAAAUUGCUUUUGUCAUAUUUCAAAUACUCCUUGAAAACUAUUGUAAUUAAAAAGGGUUAAAGGUGUUCUAACGCUGAUUACAUUUUAAAAUUUCAGAUUGCUAGCCAACUAUAUGAUGUGGGAAGUAAUAUGCUUCGAAACGUACAAGUAUUUUCCUCGAGUGGUUUCCGAGAAGUUCCAGAAUUAUCGUUCACUACUGUUUCGCGCGAAAACGGAACCAGAUCGAGGGAACACGUGUUUAAUAUUUGCAUUAAACCUGUUGGGCUUACCAUUGAGUAUGUUAUAUGUUGAUGAAAAGUUUGGCGAAGAUAAAUUGAGACAUGUAAGUUGAGACAUAUUAGGGCCAUUUAUACGGGACAAAAUAAGUCGCGACUGACAUAAGACGCGUCUUAUAUAAGCGGAUUUAUCGCAUAAAUGGUUCUCUACGGCUCUAGUCUUAUUUACUUGCUAUAGCUAUAAUGUUGUCUUGAUUGUUUUUGUUUUUAUAUGCAAGGCUAAUAAUUUUACGUUGUUUCAAGUUUCGGGCAUGUGCAGUUAGACUUUUUAUACAAAAUGUCUUAUUUAAGACGCGACUUUUAAAAAUAAGAACAGCUAAAAAUCCUGUUCUUAAUUAAGUCGCGUCUUAUCCAAGACGCGACUUACAUAAGAAUUUUGUACCUUUUAUACGACAAACUCGCGUCUUAUUUAAGUCGCGUCUUAUGUAAGUCGCGACUUAUUUUGUCCCGUAUAAAUGGCCCUAAUGUUCAUUUAUAACGAGAUAAAAAUCCAUUUUUUAUCGAUACUCGAAUUUUAAUUUUUCCCAUGCAACAGUAGCAUAGCUCCUUCCCCCCACUUGGCUACGCCGCUGUUUGUAUCAUUAUCAUACUUGGUUGAUUGCACACAAAUCUUGUAAUAUUCUGUUCAUGUUUUUAUCCGUUACUCUUUUUCAGCAUUAUUAUUUUUAAAAUACAUUUUUAAACUAGUUUAAAUAUUGAAGAUCUAAUUGCUAACCCGUACAAAAUUUCUGGGAGGAUUUUUAUUGUGCUUUUAUUCCUUUUAAUGCUAUAAAAGCAAAUAUAACUUGCUGUUGUCUCGAUAAUUUUUAAAGCCGCCAUCUUAAUUUUUUUUCUACUGGCAGAAUAAUUAUUAUGUGGUAAUUAUUAUCCUGAAUAGAAAGCUAAUCAAAUUGCAGAAUAGCUUACACCCAGCAAAUGUCUAUAUAAUAAAUGGAUAAAUUGUGAGUAUACUAGCUGUUUCACAUCAAAAAGUUUUGGUUCAAAAACUUGAGUCAAAUAAUGCACCCACAGACUCGCAUGCAGUAGUGACUCAAAAUACUGGGUAAAAUUACUGAAAUGAUGCGGCGCAAGUAUACUUAUAAAAUAACAUGUAUAUAAAGCGUGCUCUGAUUGGUCGAAAGUUUUUAAAGUGAAAUUUUAACACGGAAAGUUGUUAUUUUAUAAAACAAUUACUUAUGGUUUCCGUGUUUGAAUGGCCUGAUCCAAAACACUUGAGAAUUUUGCUCGAGUUAAGAAAAGCGCGCAAAAUCACUCGCCUUCGGCUCGUGUAGCCAUUCAGCAUGCUACGCUGAUUUUCAAUGGGCCCUGCACACUAUACAACAUAUAUUAACCUAAUUAUAUAAUACAAUAUAGUGAAGCCUACAUACUGGUCAGCUUCACACUAUAAUACAGGGAUUAUUCUAAGGAAAUUUUAUCACUGCACAAAAGCGCGAAAAUAAUAAAAUUUAUAUAUAUUUAGCGACAUUUUACAAAACGUUCUGACUGCCCUGCAUGAGUAUAUGUACUCUGAUUCUGCAACUUUAAAGUUUACCCCGUCCAUGUCACUAAUUAUAUGCAGGCAAAUGAGUCAAAAUGACCGCUAAUGGAGCCCAAAUCUGCAUUCUGCAUAUUCUAUUUCAUGCAAAAAUAUACACAUUUUCACAUAUUGUUUGAAUUGCAUGCAAAACACCAAGCAAUAUUGCUCAAGAUCUAGUCUUUCACACUCUGCAUGCAUGACAUAGAUUAAUCUAUAAACUGUUGUCAAAAAACAGUGUCAAAAAUCUCAAAACAAAAUCGCUCGGCAGCAGCUUAACCUUGCGAAGAUGACGUAUUCUUGAUCAUGACUUGGCUGCUAGGAGAGAUACCCGAUCGGAAUAAAUAUGCCACUGAAACACUAAAUGCAUGAAUGCUUUAUUGAUUAAGAGGUCGGCAAACAGUAGCCGAGCUCUCAGAUUGCAAUAAUUUAGAGUUAAAUAUUUUCACCCUGUACAUUCCCAGUAAAAACUGAAAGUCAUUGCAUGUGUCAUAUGUGGAUUAUAUGCAAAUUAGUAUACAAGCAGUAGUCAUUUUGUCGCCAAUUUCUGGUACUGAACAAUAUCGCAUUUUAUCACUACACAUAAUUAACAAUUAUUAUACAUUGUACUUGGUAAAAGCAAUUUGAUUGGCUAAGAGCUUACAGUUAAAUCGCGCAGUCACGCAACCUACACAAAAUUCAGUUAUCCGCUAGCAGAUAACUCAGUUAUCUGCUAGCAGAUAACUGAAUUGAGGUUGAAUGAGUGUACAUUUCAAAUGAGUGUACAUUUCAAUUUUCAAAUGAAUGUACAUUUCAUAAUUGUAAUGUUUACUUUAACAAGCAAAUAUUUUAAUACGUUAACAUCUUAACGAUAAUAUGUUUCUUCUAUAUUUGUAAUUAAUUUAACUGUUGGACUUUUUACUUGAACAGCUUUGCCAGAAAUCAUAUUGAAUAUAACGCUUACCGAGACCUUAAUAAUUUUGCAUAUCGCAAAAACCGAAUUCAAUAAAUGUUUUAUUAUACAUUUGAAGAAUAAUAAACAUAGUAUUAAAAUAGUAUGUUUAUUAUUCUUCAAAUGUAUAAUAAAACAAUUAUUGAAUUCGGUUUUUGCGAUAUGCAAAAUUAUCAAGGUCUCGGUAAGCGUUAUCAGCCUCGCCUUCGGCUCGGCUGAUAACGCUUACAGAGACCUUGAUAAUUUUGCAUAUCGCAAAAACCGAAUUCAAUAAUUGUUUUGUUAUUUGUUAUUUUGUUUGUGUUAAAUAGAUACCGCUUGCUAAUCAUCGCAGGCUCAUUUGCAGAUAACUCAGUUAUCUGCUAGCAGAUAACUGAAUUUUCUGUAGGUUGCGUGAUUGCGCGAUUUAACUGUAAGCUCUUAGCCAAUCAAAUUACUUUUACCAACUACAAUGUAUAAUAAUCUAAUUUAUCACUGCACAAAUCUCAUUUAUCACUGCACAAAUUGUUUAUCACUGCACCUUAGAAUAAUCCCUGCUAUAAUAUAUAUACUAAUACAUUAAACAACUAAUUAUUCUAAUUAUAGUAAAAAACUACUGAUAUUACUGAUUAACCCAAGGGGACUUAAUCGGUUCUGUAGUGAUUGAUGAGCAUAGAUUUAGCAACAUUUAGUGUGAUAUUGUCGACGUUUUGUCUAAUGUUAUCCGGGAGAUUGUUCCAAGAUUUUGCCGCUCUAUAUGAGAAACUUUUUUUGAGAAAAUUUGUGUUAGGUUUCUCAAGGGAAAGUUGGCAAAAGUUACUUCUCAAGUUGUACGUUUCGUUUGAACAGAAAUUAAACAUUUCUGUGAGAUAAUUCGGAGAAUUAGCAGUAUAAAGUGCUUUAAAAGUAACAAUAUUUUCUCGAAUAGAUAAGCUUUUAUGGAUUCCAAUCAAGUUUUCGAAAUAUUUCAUUGGACCGUACAUAGUAUGAAGCGCCGGUUAUCACACGUGCCGCUUUCUUUUGAAGUUUAGAUAGCUUUGUAAGUUUACUUUUGUAGCCAUCGUUCCAAACAGUGGAACAGUCAUAGAAAUUCGGAAUUACAAAUGCAUUAUACAUUUUAUUAAGGAUAUGUUCAGGCACAAACGAUUUAGCUCUCCUUAAUAAAGCAAUAUUGUUUGAAACUUUUUAUUUUGUUCGUCGAUAUGCUUGUUCCAAGUUAGAUGUUCAUUCAAAAUUACACCAAGCGUCUUUUUAUUGGGUACCCGCUUAAUAACUUGAUUACCAAGUUUAAUUAUGGGGCCCUGCUCAAAUGACGGGACUCGCUGGCGUGAACCUAUAUCAUAAAUUCAGUUUUCGUUUCGUUUAGUGUAAGUUUAUUUGCAAUGAGCCAUUCGUUAACAUUCAGAAGAUCAUGGUUAAGUUUUGAUUCAAUUUUUACGGUUGGAGCACUGAUGGAAAGAGUUGUAUCGUCUUCAAAUAAUCUAGCCUUAGUAGUUUGGAGACAUCUGGGCAAGUCGUUAAUAUAUAAGAGAAACAAAAACGGCCCAAGGUUGGCUCCCUGUGGAACUCCACACUUGAGUUCGUUUACAUCUGAUUGCUUACCAUUAAUAGAGCAAAUCUGUUUCCUGUUACUAAAAUACGAUUUAAACCAUUUUACACUAGUUCCUCUGAUACCGUAAAGUUCUUAAUUGGAAAGUAGUAUGUUAUGAUUGACUGAGUCAAACGCCUUUUUAAAAUCCAGAAACAAAACCCCGUUCAAUAAACCAUUAUCCAUAUUAUGAAGCCAUUUCGCCCGCUUUUCUUAACUCUCGCAACAUUCCCGCGUGUUUGGAUCAAGCCAUCUAAACACGGAAACCAUAAAGUAAUUGUAUGUUACUUUUUCUGUAAGUUAAAUCAUUACUCAAAAGAUUGACUAAAUUGAAUAAUUUGCUCAAAAAAUUGAGUAAAUGUUCAUGAAAUCUUUACUCAAAAUUUUGAGUCACUCAUGUGGAUCCAUUAUAUAUAUUAUUGAGUCAAAAUACUCAGCAAUUUUUGCAGUGUUGGAAAGAUGCUAUUGGAAAGGUUUUGGUAAUGUAAAAGUUUUUUCUUACAUCGCUCCAAUUCUCAAAAGCAUGCAAUUACAACACGAAGAUAGAAAAAUUUUCAAGCUUUCAACCAACACGAAGAAUUUUGUAUUAAUUUGGUUUGCGUCUUAAGUUUUUCAAAAAAAUCCAUUUUAGGUCGAGGAGAUGGUCGUAGGAAUACGGGAUGUUUACAUUAAUAAUAUGGAAACAGUAUCAUGGAUGGAUCCAAAAACUAAACGAACGGCAGUGAAAAAGGUACAAAGACAGUAUCCUUAUGAUAAAAUGUACAAAGACUUGCUUUAAAUAGACAUGUACAUUAAAAAAUAAGAAAAAACAACAUGAACGAACAAUGUUUUUUAAAUUUUUGGUGCAAAAGCAAUGGAUUUCGUAAUAUUUUGUCCUGUUAUUGUGAUAUUUUAAUUUGUUUUCAUUGCUUGUUUGAGAACUAAGGGGCCGACCAUUUAACUUUUGGGGGGGGGGGGGGUGAUUUUGAAAUAAAAUUCCUGCAAGGCUAUUCUGAACAAAAAAAUACUUGCACUAACAAACUGGGGGGAAAAAUAUCCUGCCCCAGUAUUUGGUGGGGGAAAAAAUGUCGCAAAACAGCAUGGGUGCAGGGAUCGGUUUGACCAGUCCCAGAAGAUCAGCUGGUUUGAUUUUCAGGGACUAUUGUAAGGUUGAUUUCUUGUUGGAAAACUCCUCAAAAUGCUGGAAAUAGCUUAUCUGAGGUUCAAGAAAUCCACAAUUUUCUGAGGGGGCAUGCCCCCAGACCCCUCUAGAGGCUCGCACCUUCGGUGGUCGACUCGGUUGUCUCAGAAUCCUAGUUAUGGCCUGAUCUGCUGCCCUAUGACGUAUACUUAUUAGGGCCAUUCCAUUUAAUAUCCACACCCCCCUACGGAUGAGGUCAGUAAAAUUUUAACCCCUAAGAAAAAAAGAUCAAAGUGCCGACACAAAACACCCCUCAGAAAUUUGUAAAUUUUCCUCUUACCCCUCAGAAAAAUCGCAGAGAUCAAAGGAUGCCGACAUGCUUAACCCCUCAGAAACGAAUUUUUGAGUCACCCUUCAGAAAAACUCAUCUGUAGGGGGGGGGUGUGGACAUUAAAUGGAAUGGCCCUUAGUUAAACCAUGCAUGCAUAUAUAUGCUGGUAGCUGCAGUGAUACAGACUUGCCGACUGGAACUUCUCCCGUCCAACACAUCCUUAAAAGAGCUCCCUAAACCAAAUGUUAUACCUCAUAGCAAUAUGUAUUAUUAAAAGAAAUGCAUGAAGCUAGAAAACUCAACGUUAACUAUUAUUAAAGAAUCUAAUUAUAAGCUAUUGAAAAAAAUUCUGCGAAAGAGAGUGUGGCAAAAAAAUAUCGUACAUGGUGAUUGGAUAGGAAAAAAAAAUCUUGCACAUAACGAUCCCAGAAAAACAAUUCCCUUCCAGCAGUAAAUUACCUCCCCCCCCCCAAAAAAAAAAAAGUUAAAUGGUCGGCCCCUAAACGUUGUUUUGUGCCACAGAUCAUUGUUUGUCGAUGGUGUUUGGUGAAAAUGCAAUGUAUAAUAAAUGUCCGGAUUUUAGACAUCUCACUUGUUAGAUCGUAAUUUUUAUACAUUUAUUAGACUUACACUAAACUUCAUUCAAUAAUUGUUAAAGUGUCAUCAUUAACUCCUUUGGGCGCCGCCUGACUCAAGUCAGUGGCCUUCUGAUGAAUGUGUUCGAGAAGAUGACUGUUUUGAAUUCAUAACUCAUCUACUUGUUCACAUGCAUCCAUCAUUAGAAAAAAAUCGCACUGGAAAUUGCAGUAGACGUGUAAACGGGCCUUUAGACAAUUUUUUCAGCUUUUAGUUUAUGCCUGCAGGGGAUGAUGGGAAGUAAGGUAUAAUAGUGCUGAUUAUGCUGAAAAUUUUCAAUAAAAACUACCGAAACAACCGAAAUAUUUCAACAUUUACAAGUAUAAGCUAUCACUCCGUGUUUACAAGGCCACCAUUUCUAUUUUUUCAGCAUAAUCAGCAAUGUGAUACCUUACUUUCCAUCGUCCCCUGCACGCAUAAACUAAAAGCUGGAAUUGCCUGUUUAAUUUGCAAGAUAUAAAUUUCUGUUUUCGUUUACUAUAGGCAAGAGGAAUCAAGCAAAAUAUCGGAUUUCCGAAAAUUCUCUUGGACCACGACAAGCUGAACAAGAGGUAUGCGGAGGUAAGAUAUACCCGGCCUCUUAUAACCAUGGAGUGCGCAAAACAAAUAUUCCUGACCUUUAUAUGUACGUAAAACCUGGAGAGUGAGGUUUCAUUAUUAGUAGAUACUAGUUAAUAGCGAUUUAUAAAAACACCCUGACACAUAAAACCUUAACUGAUCGCUCUCUAUACCCAGAGUAUAAAGCGGUUUAUAUUUAGUAUCCAUGCAAUCAAAAUGUCCCAGGAAAAAUGUAAAUUUUACCCAAUCACAGCAACAAUCUAAUUAUAGUUAAAACUACUGAAAUAUAUCAACUAUAUCAUAAAAAAACCCAGUACAAUCUAAUUAUCACUAACCAGUCAAAAGGCAGAUUAAAUUUUUUCAGGCGAAAAGCCGGAUUUUGGCUUUUUACAUGCGACCAGACAGGGAUUUGUAUCAGGCCCUGCUAACUUCAGGUACUUAGAAGGUCUGAACCUGUAACCAUCCUAAAAUAUAAAACUAAACAAUAAGUUUCUUUUCUCCUGAAACAAUUCACAGCUUGAAAUAAAAAAGAAUGAUCAUUUUGGAAACUGGAUGAGAAAACGAAAGUUCUCGAUGAAGAAGACUUUGCAAAAUCUUCAGAAACCAGUCGAUAAAAGCGUGUAAGUGUUUGAUGAGUCUAGCUUUACAUGCACCUGUUUUCAAAAUUUACGCAACCAGGUCGACCAAUAAUCCUUGUUCAUUAUUUUCUUAUUAAAUUUAGUUGGUCGCUAGUUCCAAUUUCCACUAAUGCAUAUUAUGAAAGGACUGCAAACAAAAUAGGUAAGAGUACUGUUUUUAAAUUUAGACUGAAAUGUAUAUCUCGAAAUAAUACAUAAUGGCAAGCUUAAGCAAGAGACGUUUAACGUUUUUGUCAACACGGAGAUCACCCGGUAUUGGUAUAACUAAUGUUUGGGGCAUUACAGCGCUUGUGUAAGGAAGCAUUUAAAAAAAAAAGUUUAGAAAAGUUUUAAAAAAGUUUUAAAAAAGCAAAAAAAGUUUAAAAAGGUAGAUUUUCAAAAAAGUUGAAAAAGUUAGAUUAGGGUUAGGGGUUAGGGUUGGGGUUAGUGUUAGAGGUUAGGUGCCGCGAAUUUAUUACUAUGAUAAAUUCAAAAUGUGCCGCGAAUAGACAACUUGCAUGUUAGACAAAUUUUUUAUCUAGCCCAUCUAGGCACAAAAAAAGUAAAUUCCCGUUAAGAACUUAUUAAAAUUAGUAAAAUUGCAAAAUUUGGUUGCGAAAUGUUGUAAAGCUUAGAAAAUAUAGCCUUGCAAAAUUUGCAUGUUUUCAGUAUAUUUGUAUUACGUGCGGAAAUUGUUAUCAUUUUUGAGCCGAAAAUGGUAACAAUUUCCGCUCGUAAUACAAAUAUACUGAAAAUUUGCAAACUUUGCAAGGCUAUAUUUUCUAAGCUUUACAACAUUUCGCAACCAAAUUUUGCACUUUUACUAUUUUCAGUAUGUUCGUUUCAGCUGUGGUGUUUGAUUCCCUUUUCUCUGCUUAGAUUAGAAUUUAGUCUAACAUGCAAGUUGUCCAUUUAUCAUAAUGAUAAAUUCGGACGUGUUUAAGAAUUUACUCAUGUAGUAAAUUCAAAGGUGGAGCUCAUGCUGUAAAUUAUACAAUAGGAUAAUUACGCAUCCAGUCUACUCUUUUCUAUCCUCGUCCCCAGGCUUUCUCGGCCGAGCGCGUCCUCCCUAGGCCCAGUCUCGUUCCCCCAGCCUGCGAUCCUCGGGAAGGAACGUGAGGCUCUGGGAUAAUCCGUUGCCGGAAGCCAGGAAUCCUGGCUAAGAUUGAACUACGCAUUCCAUUUCAACGGCCAAUUAGAUUCCUCCCUGAAACGGAUUAUCCCAGAGCCUCGCGUUCCUUCCCGAGGAUCGCAGGCUCGGGGAACGAGAUUGCCCUAGGCCCUGGGAAACACGGAACCGGAAGUGCAAGAAAACUUGCAGUAGUUUCUAAAGCGCAUGCUCUUGAAUUGGGACACUUUAGCACCCGUAACAAUUUUCAAAGUAAAGUAUUACGAAGAAACGAAGUAUUUGCGUUGACAUAUGUUGAUAGAAUAAUUAUGCCCAGCGAAAACUGCUCAACUUCUGCGAAAUAGCAGUUCUCUGAGAAGCCAAUCAGAUUUCUCCCUUUAGUCGUCUAACCCAGAGCCUAAUUUUCAACGAGUGACCAAGUGAAAAUGGCUCUGGGGACGAGAAUGACUCUGAUCGGCAAAACAUGACAAACGUUUGAUAAUUUCUUAUCCAAAGACAAAGUUAGCCAAAAUUUAAUCCAUUUGUCCUUGCUUGGACAAUGUCGGUUAGUUCCACAGAUUUUCGUAUCAAUACGUUUGAUAGUUUUUAAGUUAGGAGUACACAGAGAAACAUAGAAACGCGGAUGAAAAUAUAACUGGAACAUAGGUAACGGGAAAGAGUUUAUUAUGGGCGCAUAUAAGAUACUUUGAAGUGUUUUUUACGCUGGUAAUAAACAGCUUUCGAAUCAAUCUCAAACGGACUUGCAUUUUAAAGAGAAACUCAAGACAAAAUUGAAGGAAAAUGUUGAAAAUUUGGAGUCUCUAGAUCGUCGGAAAUGGCAUUCUCACAGACUUCUACCUCUCUCGUUAGGCCUUUUCAUUAAUUCUGGCUUUCAUUAUAAUUUGUGAGUCUAGGCUAUCCGUGAGUCAGGAUGGAUUAUUAUUAUUAACUGACCAAUCAGCCCAUAUUUUAAAAAUUCAAUAUUUUUUUUUUGGGGGGGGGCGGGGAGGGCGGCGAAAUCUCUAAAUAUUGGCGCCCUUGCUUCCUAUCAAGACCAGUGUUGGUUUCCUUUGUCUUUUGCUCAUGGUUUCCUGUGAGUUUUAUAACAGAUUUUUAAAAACAAUUUUUUUCCGGGCAUUUCGUUUCUUUCUAUAGUAACACUGGAAUAGUGUAGGAUGAACCUUACUGGACCUUUAGGGAUAAUAGUUUGGAAGUAAUAGAGUUAUCAAGUACACAAAUAAAGCUUGUUUGAAUUUAAUUCUUUAAUUUUGUAGUUUUUCCUGCCGGAAUUUUACAGCCACCUUUCUUCAAUAUGUCCCGUCCUAUGUAAGUAUGUAUAUAAGUUUGUCUCUUUAAAAAGAUCACCCAUUCCACCCAACUCGAUUUCCCCUUGUCGACUAGUAAAAUCUUAAUAACAAAAUAGGGCGCUUUGUGUUUAAAGGACAUUGAAUGGUAAAAAUUUUAUUUGUCGAUCUGUUUUGAAAGAGGUUUAAAAAUAAUUAAGUAGAACUCAAGUUGUAAGCGGGUUGCAUGUAUGCGACAGUUUUAGGCAAAAGUUGUGUAGUGGAAAUGGGCCUUUAAAUUUGUUUGCACCGCAUAUGAAGAAAGCUAAAGAGUAAAGGCCAAGGAAACACGCAAACGAAAUUCAGUAAAAACUGAUUCUUUCAACUGAGACAAUAAAAAUCACGUCAUGUCCAGUUGAAUGGCCUGAAAUACGAGUUGGGUCUUAAUUACUACCUUUAAUAAAAGAUCGCAUUCUUUUUAACAGGUCUUUAAACUAUGGCGCGAUUGGAAUGAUCAUUGGCCACGAAUUGACUCACGGCUUUGACAAUAAAGGUACAUAAUAUUUAAAACUUACACUUUCGUCACCGUUCCGGGUGUAAGCCGUGGGCGAGGGUACUAAUCCCGCCCGGCUAUUUACACCUGGGGAAACGAAAGCAUUAGCGAAGUCUGAAGUUCAUCAAUGAUCGCGGGCGUGGGUCAGUGUGCGUGUUGGGUGGGUGGUCAUCUCAAAAAUAUGGCGGACUGUCAUGAAUAGCGAACGCUGAUUGGUCAAAUUUAAAAUUUGCAUUAUGACGACUGCAUGACGACAGCGAAAUAGCAAACAUUUCUUGAUUUGAUGAUAUAUUUCAUUAAUUUUUUGCAAGAUUUUGUAAAUUUCAAAAGCUUUUUAAUUAAGAAAAUAAAGGCGAAAGAAUCACUAAAAGAAGGGAGUAAAGGCGCCAACGUUAACGAAGGUAGGUUUGUAGUUUUAAAUAUUGAUGUAUUGUUCGCUUUAUAAUUGCUUUAAAAUCUGAUCGUUGUGUAUAUUUUAAAUGAAAAAGACAGCAUAUAAUUUCAAUUUUUAUUGAUUACCCUUUUUUAUUAUAUUAAAAUUUCUAAAUAAAAAAGAAAGCAAAGUUGUUUGAAUGCGAGAAUAUGAAAAAACGUCUUGCGAAGCGUUUGCGGUUGAAUUUUACCUUAAAUUGAAGGCAAGCUUAAAUAACGUAUAAUAACAUGCAUACCUAACAUAUAUAUAUAUAUAUAUAUAUAUAUCUAUAUAUAUAUAUAUAUAUAUAUAUAUAUAUAUAUAUAUAUAUAUAUAUAUAUAUAUAUAUAUAUAUAUAUAUAUAUAUAUAUAUAUAUAUAUAUAUAUAUAUAUAUAUAUAUACUGAAGACUAUAUUCAAAAAAAUAGUCGAUGAGUUGACGUAAGGUAGAAGAGCGCUCAAUACCAUAAUAAGUAGAGCGGAAUUAAUUCUGUCAAGGUUUGAAUGUUUGCGUCGCUAGUCGCUACUCUGAGUUUCACGCUUUACGCGAUCAUCAGGCAACUGACAGAUAUUAUUCAAUAUUCAUAAUAAAUAUAGGUUAUCAUUUUACAACUUGAUUAAGCAGGUAUCUGGUUACAUGUCUACAUUUGGAAAACAAGUCAGAGCGUUUGUUCAGGCAUUCAGUUUUCUUCGCUUCUAAGUCUUUCCGACAUGAGGAAUACAAGAGCAACACCAAACUGUCCAAGUACGUCUGGAAACUGAAGUCAGAAAAAAGUCAGUAUACAAUAAAGUGGUCCAUUAUGAAGAAAGUCAAAGCAUACAAACCAGGAUCUAAACGGUGUAAUUUAUGCCUCGAGGAGAAACUACUUAUUAUGAAAGCGAAGAAAACUGAAUGCCUGAACAAACGCUCUGACUUGUUUUCCAAAUGUAGACAUGUAACCAGAUACCUGCUUAAUCAAGUUGUAAAAUGAUAACCUAUAUUUAUUAUGAAUAUUGAAUAAUAUCUGUCAGUUGCCUGAUGAUCGCGUAAAGCGUGAAACUCAGAGUAGCGACGCAAACAUUCAUAUAUAUAUAUAUAUAUAUAUAUAUAUAUAUAUAUAUAUAUAUAUAUAUAUAUAUAUAUAUAUAUAUAUAUAUAUAUAUAUAUAUAUAUAUAUAUAUAUAUAUAUGUUUGGGGAAUUGAUAAUUUUGUAAUUAAAAGUGAUAUUUUUAGGGGAUUUUUCAUUUGUAAAAAUAUUCUUAACAAAAUUAUCGUGUUACCAUGACAACUACUUUAAAUACUUCAUCACAGAUGAUAGAUUAUACCAGAUGAAUCACUGUGUAUCUUAUCUAUCCCUAUGACUUUCGUGUCCGUGAUUUUCGCGAAUGUAUCACGCCAGAUGAGGCGUGCGACACUUACUGCCAAAAUGGCGCUUACUGCCAAAAUGCGCGAUUGCUCACGUUUCAUGGCGUGGAUUACACUUACUGCCAAAAUGGCGGCCAACGCGUGUUCAUAAAAAAUCGUGGACACAAUUUUGGCUGAGUGAUUCAUCUGGUAUUAUCUAUCAUCUGUGACUUCAUGUUCGGAAAAUACAAUGGUUUUAAAAGUCAGCAAGGCGAGGGUUUUCUGCAUGCAUGGAUGUAUUUUCUAGUAUAGAUUAUAUAAUAAAGCCCCCGUCCCCCGUACAGUUUUUGAUUUUGUCUUUAUGAACUGAUAACAUUUGCCGCAUAGUCAGACCGCACUUUUGAGCGAAAAUAUUGGCGCGAGUGGGGAAUUGAGGGGCAAAUUAAUCUUUGGGGUUUUAAACAUCCCUAAAAAAAUUAUUAAUAAUUCAUGAGAAAAUACAAAAGAACUGAAUGUUUAAUCAGAUUAAAUAUCGUCUGCAUGCUCAUGUUUUAUCUAGUACAUGUUAUAAACGCUAUGCUAUAGUUACCCGCGUGUAAGUGGAAGAGAUUUUGAAAAAAGUUUUUAGUAUGCUAUCAUUUAUACAUGCUACACAUAUAUUUUUCAUGUUUCUUCUUUAUUUCUUUUCAUUCUUGAUAUAUUUUAGUUUGUUUGUAUGAGGUCACAAACUGGUGAAAUAAUUUCAAAAAUGGCAGUCAUGCCAAAUUCAUAAAGCGUAUUGUUCAAAGUAUAUGAAAUCAUUCAAGUCUGUAUCGACGAUUCCCGUUGACUAAUCUUGCGCACAAAAACAUGAAGAUUUAAGAGUCGUGUGUGUGGACUGUCAGUCUGUCACAAAGUUAACCUCGCUUGUGACGUCGUCUUAUUUGCAUAUCAAAUAAAAUGAAGUAUCUUUCAACCAAAGAAAGAUAUAAAAUUCUGCAAAAUGACUUAUUCGACAGUCCAAACAUACUUAAAUGUUGUUGCCAAUACCUUUUAUUAUUAUAUACACAAGGUCUGGAUAUGAGGUAUUCUGCAAUCUGAUUGGUUCUCUACUAGCAGGAUAUUUAACAAUUAGACAACGAGGCCGAGUUGUCUAUGAGCGAAUAGUCAACGAGGCGAAGCCGAGUUGACUAUUUGCUCAUAGACAACGAGGCCGAGUUGUCUAAUUGUUUUAGUAUAAACUUUAACAUUAAUUUACAACUAGGCUGCAAACACAAUACAAAAAUACACAAAAAACAUUAUAAAACCAUUAAAGGUAAACAAAUAUUUUAGUUUUUGUUCGCGUAAAAUGUUUUAAAAAUUCAGUUUUAAUUUUAAAAUUUCAUUGAGUGUAUGUUAUUUUGUCUAUUUUCUUACCCUUAAAAAUUGCCAUUCCAUAUUUUUGUUGCUUUUUCCGGGAUUUUUUAGUACAGAAUUGUUCAACAAGUCGUCCAAAAAAUCAUCAGACACUUCGGCAAAAGUGCAAAACGCGAAUUUUUCGCCAUUUUGAAUUUUCUAUUAGUAGGCUAUCACUAAUAGCCUACUAGUAGCGUAGCCAAUCAGAAGGCACGAAAUGUGAUAGCCUACUAGUAGGUUUAUCCUGGUUUAUACUAAUAGCUCAUAUCCUGCUAGUAGAGAAAAACAAAAUGGCGGCCAAACUGAAUUUACGAUGUUUUGCAAACGAGAAAACGAAAAAUAUUGAAAAUAUUCGAAAAGCAAAGUCUGUGAAUUCAGACCUUGUGUAUAUAAUAAAACAGUUAUUCCACUCACUCUCGUCGAAUAUGAGCGAUAGCCGAUUCGGCGCUAGGCGCCUCAUCGGCUACAGCUCAUAUUCGACUCGAGUUCGUAGAAUAACUGUUAAAUAUACCUAGUUGCCAUGUAGGUCGGUUAUUUGAUGAGUAUGGCAAUUAUUUCAAUUGGUGGAAGGACUCGUCUUUGAAGGAAUUUCAGAAAAGAACAGCUUGCCUAGCCAAGAAAUAUUCUAAAUAUUCAUAUUAUGGUUUGAAGGUACUUUACUCGAUGAAAUUCUGAUUAUGUAAUUAUGUUAUCGUCUAUGACUAUGAAUUAUAUGAUAUCCAUUUGAUAUUAUUCAUCCUCUAAGCACCUUAGUUGUUAUUUCUAGGUAAAUGGUGAAGCGUCAUUGGAUGAAAACAUUGCAGACAACGGGGGGAUUAAACAAGCGUUUCAGGUAUGACUGAUAUUGAUGAAAAAGAGUUGAAAUGACAGUAUUGCAUAUGACAUACUAUACAUAAUUUUUCUUAAUUUUCGCCCAUAAAUCUUUUAUUAAUAUUGACAAAACUUUAUUAUAAAAAGAUUAGGGACUUUUGUUUAAUACCCCUGUGCUAUGUUAUAUACUAUAUUUAUUUUAAAAACUCACUAAACGGUAAAAUAACUUAUUUUACAACUUUUCCUUAUUUCUUUUCACCCUUGAUUCUUGAUAUACUGUAUUUUAAACAAAACAAGCAAAGAAAGCAUGCAAAUCUCGCGUAUUUUCAAAGUUAAUAUUAAUAUAAUGUAUUAUAUAAUCAUUAGAUACAUUCUAUAUAUUAUAAUGUAAUGAAUAUAAUGAUUAUUUUGCAAAUAGGACAAUUUAUACCAUUACAUUUUGCAUUUCUAUUUUUCGUUGUUUUUUGGUUAUUCUUGUUUUGUAAUGGUAUGUGUUAAAACAAUAGGAAAUUCCAGCUUUUAGUUUAUACCUGCAGGGGAUGAUGGGAAGUAAGGUAUCAUAUCUGAUUGUGCUGAAAAAUUUCAAUAAAAACUGCCGAAACAACCGAAAUAUUUCAAUAUUUACAAGUAUAAGCUAUCACUCCGUGUUCACACGGCCACAAUUUUUAUUUUUUCAGCAUAAUCAGCAAUGUGAUACCUUACUUCCCAUCGUCCCCUGCAUGCAUAAACUAAAAGCUGGAAUUGCCAAUUAUUCACCUCAGUGUCGGUGAAUAGUGCAAGGAUAUUCACCGAAACGCGAAUGAUUGUUACCUGUAAUUAUUUUUUCUUUCUCCCCCAGGCUUACCAGACGUAUAGUAAACAACAUUAUGAACCCACCAUUCCUACAUUGAAUUUAACAAAUAAUCAACUAUUCUUCAUUGGCUCCGCACAGGUAUAUAUACUGUAUAACUGACAUUACUAUUCGUGGUUUCUGAAUGGCUAACAGCCAACUGUGAAAUUGUCAUAUCAACUCAAAUGGCUAACCAAAUAUGGAGAUUUGAAUAAUAUUCAAGGUGACGUCAUAAUGUUGAUUUGAAAAAAUAAUGUUAAACGCUGUGAAGUCAUGCCAUUGGCGACUGGUGAAGGAGUGAGGAAUUGUAGAUCAGUCAACCAUACUGCCGCAGUUUCAUCUUUUGAAUAAAUAGUAAAACAAUUAUUGAAUUCGGUUUUCGCAUGCUAUUUUUUAACAUCUAUUCACCGAAGGCAAAGUGAUUAUCGGUGAUUAUUAUUCAUUCUGUUCGGUUUCUGAUUGGCUAACAGUCAACUGUGAAAUCCAGUAUCAACUUACUAACUGAACAAAUCCGGAUUUUUUACAUAAUAUUCAACGGAGUGACGCCAUAGCGUUGAAUAUGAAAAAAAUCAACGUGUUGCUGUGGAAAUACGAAUACGUUAUGUGGAAGCAUGGCUAAAACAAUAUGGUGCCGCCUUCGGCCAUGCUUCCAGAUUUAAGCCCAUUUUCCAAUAUACGCGAAUUUGUUCGCGCGAACAGUAAAAAAAGUAGGAACUGAUCCAAUGUUUUCGCUGCGAAUUUUUUCGCUGACCAAUAAUCACAUUGUAUCAAGAAGUAUCACAUUGUAUCAAGAAGAAUCAAGAAGUAUCACAAAACAGCUACAAAAGGUUUUUCAAAGAUCUUAACUUACUUAUGAAAGAUAAUGGAAAAGAUUUUCGGUAAAUGGGAAAACGAAACUCGUUUUCUCGACGAAUUGAACCCACAGGAUAUGUUUAUUAUCUUCAAAAUAAAUAACAAAACAAUCAUUGAAUUCGGUUUUUGCAACAUAUGAAGAAUUAUCAACCCCUUGGGGUUUUUUUUUUACACUUGGUAUAUAAUAAACGACUGUCGGUGAUUCGAAUGAUCCAGUCAACAAGUUUUGAUUGCUAUUCGUAAAGGGUUCGAAAUAUUCGAAACUAUUCAGAAAUUCUGUACAAUUUUUCGAACUAGAUUUGGUGUUCAAAACAGCGAUAUUCUAGACGUCAAGCUUUCGCGCGUGGAAAACACCCUCCCAAGAUGGUCAGGUAUGUCGUAACUAAAACAUGUGCAAAGUUUCUUUGUCACAAUUUGAACUAAAUCUCGGCCUCACUGAGAACGCAACCUGACUACAGUUUGACCUCAAUUUGACCCGUUUUAGUGGACCCAGCAUAGUUCAGGUUUCCAUCUGUACAGUAUAACACUGGGAAUCUGGAAGAGACAGUUUAGAACUUUAGACAGAACUUAUGGAGGUAUAUCUAUAGUGUAAAUAAGGCAUGCAUGUAGAUUUUAUUUUUUUGAGGUAUCCAAUGAUUUUUUGAGCUAUCAAACAGUGGUUCCAACUUUGAUUAGCGGUACAAUCUCCUGAGCCUGCAAUUCCCUGUGGAGGCUUGCUAAAGCUCUGGGAAACACCAGCGAAUUUUGCACAAAAUUCAGUACAUUUGGAUCCAGUACCUCGCUCGAGAUUUAUAAAUAAACAUUGCUGCCGUCAAACAUAAAUUUAUGCGGUUUAAGCUUUUUACGACUUUAGCUUUUCAAGGAACACUUGCCUGUGUUUUGAAAUGUUGUAAGAUACUGGUAGUGAUUUAUUUAACUUGUUUAAUAACGGUAAAUCAUGGAUUGUUGUGUUGCUAGCCUAAGCCUUGACAGUAAUGCCGAUUUUGAUAUUAAUAAAUAUUACAAGCAAGUAAGAACGGCUACAUUUAGUUGGAACUACUUAAGUCUGGUUUCCAUAUGGUCGUAAAGAUUGAGUCACGAUCUUUCUCAUCAGCCGAAAUACAGCAUUUUAGAACUGAAAAUAAGCGGAGUGAUUAUAACUAGAAAAUACUUAUGAUUUAUAUGUGGUUUACAGGUAUAACCUAUUAUGAACUGGCCGCUGAGAAAGAUCGUGACUCUGUUUUUAUACGAUCAUUACGAUCAUAUGGAAACCAGGCUAAAAUAUAGUUUUAUCAUAACCUUAUACUUUAAUCUGCACUGGUGUUAUUCUACGUACAGUUUUGUUAUUGGCAUAUUAAUAUCUUUUGAUUUCGUAUGAGAAGCGAAGGAAAUAACUCAAUAAUUCGUUAAAGUUAUACUGUGUGUUUCAUUGAUACGUUUAAACAUAAUACACAAAAAUAAUUAACUUCAUAUCACGGAAUCAGUGUAAAAAAAAUGGGUAUACAAACAAUUAACAAACAGCCAAUCAAAGCCCGUUUUCGCUAGUGUUUACCAGAGGCUCGGCAUGUCUCCACAGAAGAUUGCAGGGUCAGGGUUCGAAAUUGUAUCCAGGGUCUUGCUUGCGAGGUUGAAAUUCCCCCAGUUAUGGAUACACAUUAAUGUCACGCCGUUUAUGAGUUUGGGUGUGCGGUUAAGUAUGGGCUGAGGGGUCAGGAUGGAUAUAGAUUCAUGUCUUGCCGUGUUUAUGAAUUAGAGAGGGCUCAGCAUUCAUAAACAGACACACAUGAAUCCAGGGCCAUCCUCAGGGAAUUCUUCAGGGGGGUGUAAGGUCAUUUCAACCGACCGGUACCUGGAAAAAAUUUUUUUGGAACAAAUUAUUCUGGGCGACCUCCCUCCCCCCCCCCGUCGCCAAAAAAAUUUCGGUCAGUGUACCAUUUUAGGGGUUCAAAAAUUUUUCCGGACAUAUCAAAAUUUUUCGGAACAUCAAAAAAUUUUCCGGACAUCACAAAUUUUCUCCAUUUAUCAAAAAUUUUUUUCUAAAAUUCCGAAAAUUUCUAGAAUAUUCGAAAUUUUUGUAAAUAUACCUUAUUUUUUCUACUGCCCUGCAACCGACUGACGAACAGGGCCGCCGAGAGGUUGACGAGAGCCCGGGCGAGAAAAUUUUUUUCGGAGACCAACAACCUCUAUCUUGCCCUUUGCGCGAAAAUAUUUAACCCAAAUAGCAGUCCUACCGACUGAAUAGCAGUCCUGUCGACUGAAUACAAUUUCUGGGGGGUGUCACCCCCCCCCCACACACACAUACACCCUCCCCCCCAUAUCUCCGGUCCUGCAUGAAUCUAUAACCGUCAGGAUAAUAGGGUCGCCAUUCAUUAUGAUCUAUGCAACUGCUUUUCUAUAGAGUUAUCGGUACAUUGUCAAAUUACGCAGAAUUCUCGAAAGCAUUCAAAUGUCCCGUUGGUUCCCGGAUGAAUCCAAAGGAAAAAUGUAACAUUUGGUAACAAAUUCUUAACAAUACAUUGAAAUACUAAAUAGUUUAUAAUAUAUACUAUAAUAUUAUCCUGAGACAGAGUAAUUUACACGAAUCUAGUAUUGCCAGGCAAUGAAUUUAUAUACAUUUAGAUGUAGUUGUGAAAUUUAUAUGUGUAGUUUUAGCUAUGUAUAAAACUAAGCGUGAUUUAAUUACAAUUGUGCAGUUUUGUCGUGUUUUACCCUGCAUUCUAUUUUGCGCAGGGGAAAUAAAAAAUUCCCGGUUUCUCAUCAGCGCCCGCAUUAUAAAUAAGGCCCGCAUUUUUAUCAUGUUGCAUACAUUUUUUUGCGCUCUGAGUCAGAAGAACUGAGGGAAGGAUCCGAAAUAUACGUGCAAUACGUUGAUUAACUGUUUUAAGUUUUUUUAAUUUUUGAUUUUCGAAAUUCCUGACUUUCGCAUGAUACGCUCUCGUCCAAUGAGAUUCAAGAAAAUAUAAUAAAAUGUAUGUAAUAAUUUGCAUAUCCACCGAUGACCCAAAACUGCAAGUAUCCCAACAACUUUUGAAAAUGAUUGUUGGCUGCAUGGUUAUUUGGUUGUAUGGACAGACUUCAGACAUUGCAUAUAGCAAUGUUUCUUAUUAUAAUUAAUCAACCGCGUUCCUGUUGUCUUUAUUUGCACGGGGACGUGCUUCAAAAAUACGUGCCUCAUUUAGUUCUUAAAUUUCUGAAGACAAGCCGGGAAUUUUUUUAAAUUAGCCUUAAUACGUUUAUAAAUCUAUAUAGCUAGACUAGUUUAAAAUGCAUUUAUGGCAUGUUUUAAAUAAUGGUAUAUGGCAGGGGCGUAGGAAGCAUCAAAAGAUUGGGGGGCAACCGCUUCCAGGGGCACUUGGAUAUUGUCGGGGGGGGGGGGAUUUUCCCGUCAUACCAUGUUAACUUCGUAUUUACAGCGACAUUAGCACAAAAAAGGGCACUUUUAGUCCUUUGAAACUUUUAGUCCUACGCCCUUUGAAACUUUUAGUCCUACGCCCUUUGAAACUUUUAGUCCUACGCCCUUUGAAACUUUUAGUCCUACGCCCCUGGUCUACAGUCGAACCUUUUGCAAAUUAUGCUGGUUUUAGAUAAUAUUGGAGACCCAUUUCUGCUUACUAGAUUAUUUUCUGCUUUAUUAUUAAAUUUAUGAAUUUAAAAUUAAAUAAUAUUAAUGUUCAUUAAAUUAAACUGUAGAACCCAUGCCGUAGUGCUGAUCUGUGUUUUCAACUGGAAUGCUCCCUCGUCGCUGCUCCGUGAAAUUUCGUUUCUCA
Molecule: messenger RNA, 31418 nt
Organism: Paramuricea clavata
Lineage: Eukaryota; Metazoa; Cnidaria; Anthozoa; Malacalcyonacea; Plexauridae
Source: the annotation of a GenBank genome assembly